Molecule: messenger RNA, 2682 nt
Organism: Anguilla anguilla (European eel)
Lineage: Eukaryota; Metazoa; Chordata; Actinopteri; Anguilliformes; Anguillidae
Gene: nmnat3
Product: nicotinamide nucleotide adenylyltransferase 3
Exons: 6
Coding region: 796-1542 (248 amino acids)
Biological process (GO): NAD+ biosynthetic process
Cellular component (GO): mitochondrion
Molecular function (GO): nicotinate-nucleotide adenylyltransferase activity; nicotinamide-nucleotide adenylyltransferase activity
Source: RefSeq, a predicted model, not a curated record
UUCAACAUCUUGAGGCUAUGGACCAUACGUUGAAAGAUGGCUUAGGCUACAAAGUUGUAUGCCUUUUUUGGCUAGUUCAAUUAAUUGAUAAUCCGCAACUAUCGAUAGUGGCUUGCUAGCCAUAUAGCCAGACAAGGUCAACAGCAUGUACGAAACUCGAGCUAACUGGCCAGCAUGCGACCACAUUGACUUUUAGACCAAGUUAGAUAACGUAAUGUUGAGCUAGGUAGCUAACCUUGACGAAUAUUUUUAUUUAUCUAGAUAUCACUGACGCUAACAAACGUCUCUACAACGUUAUGCUUUAGGUUAGCUAGCCUGCUUGGAAUCAGAUCCCCUUUCAAAAAACAGAUUUGGCGUUCACAUAACGUCAAUUAUCGUUAUCUGAGAGCUCCAGUCAGCGCUUGCUUGCAUACAGUUUUUAUUUAUUUUUUGUAUGGCAUUGCACAGCCACUGGCACUGCAUUAAUGAGCAACUUCGGAGAUCAGGACUAACCGCUCCUUUGCAUUGUUAUUUAUUAUGCAUCAUUAUUACCUUAGGUUUUUCCGUUUCGUAGACUUAUACAGAGAGAUUUAAAGGGUGACUAAGUAGGAUAAUUAUAGUCUAUUAUAAGAGUUGCAAAAACGCGGCAUAAAUCCGGAAUGGCUUUUUCGUAGCCACAGGAUUAGAAUGAACAGGUGCUAAUUAAUCUGUCGACCAUGGGACUAAUUACCUUUUCUCCAAUGGGCCAUUCACAGAUGUCUUCUUGCUUUCUUGAGGUUGUUUUUUUUGUGUGGUGACCAUGCUGUGAGGGCAGAGAUGGCCAGUCGUGUCCCCCUGGUCCUGCUGGCCUGCGGCUCUUUCAACCCCAUCACCCUCCAGCACAUGAGGCUGUUUGAGCUGGCCCGGGACCACAUGCACCAGACAGGUCAGUUCCAGGUGGUGGGCGGGAUCCUGUCCCCCGUGAGCGACGUGUACGGCAAGCAGGGCCUGGCCCCGGCGCGGCACCGCGUCGCCAUGGCGAGGCUGGCGCUCGGCAACUCAGACUGGGUGCGCGUGGACGACUGGGAGAGCAAGCAGGCGGACUGGACCGAGACCGUCGUCACCAUGAGGCACCAUUACAACCAGAUUCUGGAGCAGCACCAGAACACAGCCGGUGCUCCCCAGCUGAAGCUGCUCUGCGGGGCCGACUUCCUGGACACGUUCAAGGUGCCGGGCCUGUGGCGGGACGACCACGUGGCGGAGGUGGCGGGGCGCUUCGGGGUGGUGUGCGUGAGCCGCGGGAGCCUGCAGCCGGACCGGGCGGUGCACGAGUGCGACACGCUGUCGCGGCACAGGAACAACGUCUUCCUGGUGCGCGAGUGGGUCAGCAACGAGAUCAGCGCCACCGAGGUCCGCCGCGCCCUCAGGAGGGGCCUGAGCGUCAAGUACCUGCUGCCGGACGCCGUCAUCGACUACAUCCUCCGCCACGGCCUCUACACCUGGGAGAGCGAGCAGAGGAACAAGGGCGCCGUGCUGCGGCCGCUCGCCCAGCAGGGGGCGCCGCCCGAGACGCUGUCUGACUGACUGACCCGGUGGCAUCAUGACUGCAGGGCGUCGCUGCCUGAGCAUCCAAACUGGGUUUGUUCUUCCUCUGUGAACUUCAGUAUUGAUUCAUCUGCCCCACCCUGGCUGUACGUAAGGGGGAGGGUCAUCAGCAAAGCGGGCGGCUGAGUUCUGUUUUGCUCCCCAAAACGGUAGUGUUCAGCCGUCAUGGGUUUCGCCUUUAGUCUCGUACUUUUACAGCAGUGUGUUGGAGUAAAGUGCGUGACUGCUCUUCCACUGUGAAUCAGAGCAAAACCCUUUUGGGCUGCCGGGAUAUCCCUGUCAUGACCAGAGACUGAAUAAAAAUAGGUCAUGACACGGCAGCAUUGUGAAGUGUCCCGAACUCUCUCUUGUGAGCGCUCUCACGCGACAAAUAAACUGCAAUAAAGACAGAGAAGUGGCUGCCUCUGCUCCGCUGGGCGGCCGUUUGCACAGAGCGGAGGAGGAGCAGGCCUGGAGAGAUUAAUAAAGCAGGGACUGGCAUGGGUCCAGUGUAAGCACGGUGCCCAGGUUCCAGCUGCACCUUCUCCAUGCAGGUGCGAUUUUAUGGGAGUCUGCCCAAUCGGCUGUGACUUCCUGCCAGCAGGUGACAUAUUGCAUCGCAGCGUUACGUUUCUGCCAAGCGCAAGCACUUCGCAGCACUAACUGCCAUUUUCAGCCUCAAGGUGGACAGAAACCGACAAUACGGUAUUCAAAAAAAGAUACUCAUUUGCAGUCAGAUUUACAAAGUGGCAAAAUGUAUAUUAAAUAUUUUUAUCCCCAUUUAGAUGAAAAUUGUGUGGUGUGAGUGAGGGUUACGGUCCCAGUGGAAUUUUAUAGAAAUGACCAUAGUUCGGCCAACCGGCACCCAAGCACAGGAAUGUGUGUGCAAAAAUAAAAACAAAGGGACAGACUUUGCAUACAGAUCACACAGAUUGCUUGCAGUUAUCGGGAACAUAGGUAUGCACAAUAGUGAUGAACUGUUGUGCUGUGACCUCAUGAUGGCGGUGGCCCGUCAAUGUGUUCCAGUUGGUGGACUGCACAGCUGGAGCGUUUAAAUGUGCCACCCGUUGCUCUGGUCCCUGCGCCCCCUGUCUGAAACUUCCCUGUAAUAAAGUCUGUUUCCCCGGCGACUGCAAAUUA